Messenger RNA from Carya illinoinensis, 6461 nucleotides. Its product is annotated as disease resistance protein At4g27190-like. Bases 794 to 5269 code for a protein of 1491 amino acids. NCBI's taxonomy places the organism in Eukaryota, Viridiplantae, Streptophyta, Magnoliopsida, Fagales, Juglandaceae. The transcript is spliced from 6 exons. The record is from RefSeq and is a predicted model, not a curated record. Gene Ontology annotation, molecular function: ADP binding; protein binding; ATP hydrolysis activity.
CACAUCAGUCUAUAACAUAUGUAAAUAUCCAAGCAGAAGCUCAACUUUUGUUGAGUAAUGCAAUAAAUGAUCUUGAACUUGGUCAUUUAUGUUUAAAAGAACUUGCAAAUCCAUGCCAAUAAAUAUUAAACAACUAGACUCUGACCCCAAAAACAAAUAUCUAUGUGAUAUUUCUUCAAUAGUAUUUGCAUUUUCACACUUAUAAUUAUGUUAGAAAAAUUUAAACUUUCAGCACAGAGCGUGGCUGGGGGACCUGACGAAGAAACCGACAUAUUGGUAAAAGAGAACCCGAGAGUGGUUGAUCAUCAUUUCUCUGUUCUUGCCUUUCGGCAUAUUGAUAAUUACCAUUUCUUUUCUUUUCUUUUUCAUUUUUCUGGUUUUUGGUAAAACACUCUCGUUUCGUUCGGGGUUGUCGUUCUGCUUCAGUGAUUCAUUUUAGUACUGAUCCGUCUCUACUACAAUAUACCACUCCCAACUCCGUUUCUGGUCUGGUAUCUACAUUGAUAUUGUGGAAUCAAAAACCCUCCCGCCUAGUUUUCAUCUUUCUCUUUGCUUAAUUUGGUUUCCAACUUCAUCCUAUCGACUCGAUCUUUGCUCCAGACUCCGGUCCAUCAAUUUCCUAAGGGGAGGUGCUCAAAUUUAUUUCUUUGUUUUUCCCGUGUUUUAUUGCCAUUGUAGUUUCAACUUCUAUAUCUUUCCUUGUUUUCAUCAAUUUGUUUGAGUUUAAAAAAAAUUAAAAAAAUUCCCAAAAAAAAAUUAAGAGGAAUCUCGUGACAGACCGUGGCAAACAAGAAUGGAGAUUGUUAUUGCAGUUGCAGAGAGAAUCGUAGAGUACACCGUUGAACCAGUUGGACGGUGGCUAUGCUAUUCAUGUCACUACAAGAGCAACAUGGAGAAUCUGAAGAAUCAAGUCAAAACGUUGCGGAAUGCUAAGGACAGGGUUCAACACGCCAUUGAAGCUGCUUCAAAUAACGGCGAUGAAAUUGAAGAUGAUGUAAAAACGUGGUUGACAGAGGUGGAUGGUUUUAUGCAUCAAUUGGCCACCAAGAAAUUUGGUGGAGAUGAAGAAGAAGAGGAAUCGAGGAACUCUAAUGCAUCAUGCUUGAACUUGAAGCAACGACAUCAGAUAAGCCGGGAAGCAAAGAAGAUGGCGGGUAAUAUUUCUGAACUUCUUGAAAAUGGAAACUUUGACCGAGUUUCCUAUCGUCCUGCUUCGCAAGAAAUGGUGACCCCAAGAAACAUGGAUUACAUGACCUUCGAUUCGAGGAUAUCAAUUACGAAUAAAAUUAUGGAGGCAUUGAGAGAUGCUAAUAUCCACAAGAUCGGUGUGUGGGGGUCGCCUGGAGUUGGAAAGAGUACAUUGAUGAAAGAAAUUUUCGGGAAAGCCAAGGAAGAAGGAUUAUUCAAUGAGGUGGCUUUGGCAAAUGUGACGGACAGCGCAGACCCAAUUCGUCGAAUUCAAGGAGAAAUUGCAGAGAUGCUAGGCCUAGAGCUUGGUCCUGAUAGAACUGAAAUAGGAAGAGCAGCCCGUCUACGGGCGAGGUUAGAAAAAGACAAGGAGAAGAAGACACUUGUUAUCUUGGAUGAUAUAUGGAAGCACCUUGAUUUGGAGGAAAUAGGAAUUACUCCGUCCAAAAGAUGCAAAGUACUACUCACAUCCAGGGAUCGACAGGUACUAUCUUCCGAAAUGGGCACCGAAGAGAACAACUUUAAACUCGACAUUUUAGAAGAAGAAGCGGCAUGGAACUUAUUUGAAAAGAUGGCAGGUGAUUCUCUCAAAGAUGAUCUUGUAGUGCAAAGUGUAGCAAUUAAGGUAGCUAAAGCGUGUGGAGGUCUUCCUAUUGCACUUGUAACAGUUUCUAGGGCAUUAAAGAAUCAGAAGAAUUUGGGAGACUGGGAGGAUGCCUUGGUGGAACUAACAAGACCCCCUCCAGAGCAUGACACAAGAAUAUGGUCACCCGUAUAUUCUUGUAUACAGCUGAGCUAUAAACAUCUUGUUGGUAGAGAGCUCAAAUCCCUCUUUUUGCUUUGUGCUCAACAAGGUUACUACAUUUCCUAUCGGGACUUGUUGAAAUAUGGUUUCGGUCUGUGUUUAUUCCAUGGCAUUCAUACAUUGAAAGAAGCAAGAAACAGACUAGACAAAUUAGUUAGAAAUCUCCAAGAUGCUUGUUUGCUACUACAAAGUCCACAUAGCUCCGAGGAAUAUUACAUGCAUGAUAUUGUUCGUCAUGUCGCUACAAUAAUUGCAUCAAAUGACCAUAAUAUGUUUGUCAUGAGAAGCGAUGGUGGGCAAAAAGCAUGGCCAGAUGUCGAUGCACUAAAAAGAUGCGAGGCGCUUUCUGUUCUUGGUGGACAAUAUCCUGAAAAAAUGGAAUUUCCUAAAUUAAGAUACUUUCAUGUCCAAGAGAAGUACCUGCCCACAAGCAUUUUCUUCCAAGGGAUAGACACGCUCGAAGUUCUGAGUUUGACGAAUAUGGUAGUUACAUCACCGCCUUUUCCAUUUCCAAACCUACGAGCAUUGUGUCUAGAUGGAUGUAAGUUGGGAAAUAUUGGUAGGAUUGGAAAAGUUAGCACUCUAGUAAUUCUUAGUCUUGCUUAUUCUAACAUUUUAGGCCUCUCAAAAGAAAUAGGGUCGUUGACUCAUUUGCGGUUAUUGGAUUUGACCAAUUGUGUCAAACUUCAUUUGAUUCCUUCUAAUGUUUUGUCAAGAUUGGUCAACUUAGAAGAAUUGUACAUGCGAAACAUCUGUUUCCUAUGGGAGGUUGAAGAACCCAAUAAUGAAGGAAAACUUGCUAGUCUUGCAGAGCUAAAGCAUUUGUCGCAUUUGGUCACCUUGGAGAUAGAUAUUCGAAAUGGCAUGAAGUUACCGAAAGAUUUGUUUUCUCAAGACCUUGAGAGAUACAAGAUUUGCAUUGAAGAUAUCUGGACUUCGGCUUUUGAGGGGGAGGCCUUCUCAAGAACGUUACAUUUCAAACUGAAUAUGAGCUUCCAAUUGGACUUUGGGAUCAAAAUGCUACUGAAGAAGACAGAAUAUCUUUAUUUAGACGAGUCAAACAGAACUACGAGUAUCUUAUAUGAAUUGGAUAGAGAAGAUUUUCAACAACUGAAGCAUCUCCAUAUCCAAAAUAAUAAUAUUAAGCAUAUCCCUAAUUUGAGGACACCGGCUGUUACCUUUCCUAUCUUGGAGACAUUUGUUUUGAAAGGAAUGACUAGCUUGAAAGAAAUUUGUCAGGGCAACCUUCCAUUGACAUCCUUCAAAAACUUGAAAGUUUUGAAGGUGGAAAGCUGUCAAAAAUUAAGAUUUAUUUUCUCAUCAUCGAUAGCAAGAGGCCUUUCACUACUUGAAGAAUUGAACAUAACAAGAUGCAACAUCGUGGGUGUAAUAUUUAUGAAAGAAGAAGAAAAUGGAAUAGAAGAGGCCGUCGGAGAUAUGAUGUUGUUCCAUCGACUACAAACCUUGGUGCUAGAGGGUCUUCCAAAGCUCGUGAGCUUCUUAAGCACAAGAGAAACCAAUUCGGAGGGCAGCCAUGAUCUUCAGUUGCCGCUUCUACAUCAUCAUCAGCUUUCCUUCCCUAGUUUGAAAGAACUGCAUUUGCGAGAUCUGCCCAGAAUAAAGCAUGUUUGGAGUAAAGAAGUCUUCAGGUUUCAAGAUUUUCGUGUGCUACUUCAUUUUCAUGUUAAGGGAUGUGGGAGUUUGGAAAGUUUGUUUCCAGCAGCCUCAGUGUCUACAAGUCUCCCGCAAUUGAAGUCUCUCGAGAUAGAGGAGUGUGGGGUAAUGGAGGAAAUUGUUGAGAGAGAAGACGGGACAGAUCCAACAGCGAGGCUUUUGUUCCCCAGCCUAAAUUUUCUAAGGCUUGAUGGAUUGCCAAAACUCAAGAGUUUUUACCAAGGACUGCGUACUUUGGAAUCGUCGUCUUCUACGGUAUUACAUGAGCAGGGAGGCACACUUUUCGGGGUUGAAGAGCUAUCCUUCCCUAGUUUGGAAGCACUGCAUUUGCGAGAUCUGCCCAGAAUAAAGCAUGUUUGGAGUAAAGAAAUCUUCGGCUUCCAAGAUUUUCGUGUUCUACUUCAUUUUCAUGUUAAGGGAUGUGAGAGUUUGGAAAGUUUGUUUCCAGCAGCCUCAGUGGCUACAAGUCUAACGCAAUUGAAGUCUCUCGAGGUAGAAGAUUGUGGGGUAAUGGAGGAAAUUGUCACGAGAGAAGACGGGACAGAUCCAACAACAAGGCUUUUGUUCCCCAGCCUAAAUGUUCUAAGACUUGAUGGGUUGCUAAAACUCAAGUGGUUUUACCAAGGGGUGCUUACUUUGGAAUCGUCAUCGUCCAAGGAAUUACAUGAGCAGGGAGGCACACUUUUCGGGCUGGAAGAGGUUGACUUUCCUAAUUUGACAAAACUGAAUCUACGUGGUCUACCAAAACUGAGAAACAUAUUGAAUAUCAAGGACUCCCAUCAACGCCAUAAGUACAGCUUUCAAAAGCUACUUGAUAUUGAUGUUUCAUUGUGUAAGAGUUUGGAAAGUUUGUUUCCUGCAGCCUUAGCUGCUGCAAGUCUACCGCAAUUGAAGUCUCUAAAGAUAGUAGAUUGUGGGGUAAUGGAGGAAAUUGUCGCGGGAGAAGACCGGACAGAUCCAACAACGAGGCUUUUGUUCCCCAGCCUAAAUGUUCUAAGACUUGAUGGGUUGCUAAACCUCAAGUGGUUUUACCAAAGGGGGCGUACUUUGGAAUCGUCGUCAUCCAAGGAAUUACAUGAGCAGGGAGGCACGCUUUUUGAAGAGGUUGCCUUUCCUAAUUUGACAAAUCUGGAUUUAUGUGGUCUACCCAAAAUCAAGCAUGUAUGGAGUAAAGAUCCACAAACAAUUCUCGGGUUUCAGGAUCUAAAAGAAAUAAAUGUUCGGGAAUGUGCAAGUCUUAAAAGUUUGUUUCCAGCCUCGGUUGGUGGACUUCUUAAGCAAUUGGAGAUGAUUAGAAUUAAUAACUGUGGGGUGGAGGAAAUUGUUGGGGCUGAAGGAGAAGAAGCAGUGGGAAGGACGUUGGUGUUCGAGUUCCCUCGAGUAACUUGUUUGCAUCUUACAAAUUUACCAACACUCGAGUGUUUUUACAACGGAGUGUAUACUUCAAAAUGGCCAAUGCUGAGAAAUAUGUUGAUUGAUAGAUGCGAGAAAGUUGAGGAUUAUGAUUCCAACGUUGUGAGUACAGUUAAAAAGGGGCAAUCUCAGAAGUCAAUUGAACAACACCUUUUCGAUAAGCUCUCAUUCUCGAGGUUGGGGAGAUAAAGACUCGAAAUUCGAAGAAUAUAAGUUGGAAAUUAUGAGCCGGAAUGUCACUAUUCGAAAAUUGUGGCAUUCUUGUUCCGCAAGGUGUUUGCACUCCGUGGAAUCUUCACGUCUUAAAGCAGCAUGAAUGGAAAAAUCUUGGUACAGAUUCAAGGUUUUGAAUGACGUGCGGUACUGGUACGGGCGAUACUUCGGCCGAGAAAAAUAGGUAUUUCAUAUCAAGUUAAAUAUUGAUGGGCUUUUUCUAAGAACUUCAAGUCUUGCUAAAAAAAAACAAAAAAAAGGUAUUUCAUAUCAAGCUCAAUAGUGAAGGACGAACUCUCUGGAUAAAAAACCAAAGAAAAAAAAAAAGGAAAAAGAAAAAAAAAAAGAAAAAAAGAAAAAAAAGAAGAAAGAAGUAAAACUUAGAAUUGGGAACCCAUUUUCGGAGAAAUGUUUGAUAUUUUGAGAUUUAUUAUAUUUUGAGGAAAGGUCCCGUGUUUUGGGAGAUUGAAACUCUCAUUAUAUUUUGAUGACUAUGUUUCUUAAGGUUAAUGUGACAAUGUUUGAAAAAACGUUUUUAAGUUUUAGUAUCAUGUGCUAUGCAAUUGUCUGCAGCAUUGCUUAGAUUACUUGACCUUUUAUUUUAUUCUGCUGCAUAUUUAGUGUAUAUUGCUAGUAUAAUUAGGAGCAUUGCAUAUUAUCUGUCAUGUAUGAGGAAUGUGUAGUUUUGUGUUACAUAUCUCGACGUUUCAAUCACCGCCAAAUCCCAAGCAAAGGCUGAGGGUGCCACAUUGUCUAUUCUAGUGUUUCCCACUUGAAGCUAAGCAACUGGGCGGCUUGGGUUGUGGCUUACGGAGGGCAGAAUGAUUCCCUUGUUUCGAUGGGGUGCAAACAGAGCACCCUGUCUAGAGCUUUUCGGUGGCUGGGUACAGUGGUUAUUUGAGGGAGGAGCUAUGACAUGGUUGGCUUUGCUUUGGGGUGGGGAGGCUGCUGGACAUAAUAGAGGUUGUCUAUUAUGACUAUGGGGAGGUGUGUGGGUGAAACUUCGUGGGAGGUUGCGGUGUGGAUAAACUACACAGUGGGGUUACUUUUUGGUGGUGGUGGUUAACGACACACGUGGAGGGGCCGUGGUGCUCGUGGCUAGCUGUUGAUGAGCAUAUGAGAGGUGGAAUGGUGGUGCAGCAGCAAGGCACGUUGGGACUAUCGUGCC